Molecule: messenger RNA, 829 nt
Organism: Scleropages formosus (Asian bonytongue)
Lineage: Eukaryota; Metazoa; Chordata; Actinopteri; Osteoglossiformes; Osteoglossidae
Gene: nkx3-1
Product: NK3 homeobox 1
Exons: 2
Coding region: 83-748 (221 amino acids)
Biological process (GO): regulation of transcription by RNA polymerase II; cell differentiation
Cellular component (GO): nucleus
Molecular function (GO): DNA-binding transcription factor activity, RNA polymerase II-specific; RNA polymerase II cis-regulatory region sequence-specific DNA binding
Source: RefSeq, a predicted model, not a curated record
UAAAAGGAAAGUCUUGUAAACGGUCUUUUCCCCCCCCGGGUAUAUUUAGCCUGACAGUGUAAGCGGUCGAUCUGCAGCAGACAUGUCUGCCUCUGUGAAACCGUUGAAGUCGUUUCUUAUUCAAGACAUCUUGUCCAGCAACGAAAGCGGUCGUGUGAGGGUGAAAACCUGCGGGUUUGGCCCCCGCAACGAGCAGGACCGGCGGGAUGAUGGUCACUCGGGGGCGGUCCCGGUGCAGCCAGAGGACACGUGGAUUUCGUGGUCCGAAGGUGAGACCCGACCAAGGUCGGCGGUGCCUACCACCGGUGCCAGGGGAAAAGAGGAGAGAUGCACGGCCACCUCCCUAGACCUGACCAGAGUGUCCGCUGGAAACGUGGACUCCGCGGGCAAACAGAAGCGCUCUCGCGCUGCCUUCACGCACCUGCAGGUGCUCGAGCUGGAGAAGAAGUUCAGCAUGCAGAAGUACCUGUCGGCCCCCGAGAGAGCCCGCCUGGCCAGCAGCCUGCGGCUCACCGAGACUCAGGUCAAGAUCUGGUUUCAAAACAGAAGGUACAAAACGAAACGGAAGCAGCUGGCAUCGGAGUAUGUGAAGGAGAUCUUCCACAAGUCUGAGGGACUACCUUGUCUAGGCACCGAGGAGGACUUGAUAAGGGCGUCCUUCUUUGCCGCCAUGUACAAGACCUACCAGUAUCGACCUUACUUCUACAGCUUGCAUGGACUCGGAGUAUGGAAAUCCACAUUAUGGUGAAUGGAACGAGUAAUGGACAGCAAAUCAUAUGACACUAACGACCGGUUUGGAGUGUGUAUGCAAAUAUAUGCGAAAAAUGAU